GUUUCUUGGACAUGGACAUGGAGGGAACGUAAAGCAGGCUGCAUUAAUGUUUCACAUUGGAACUUCUACUGCGUACCAAUUACUUAAAGAUGUUUGCGUCAAUUUGGUUCAUGUUUUAAAUCCACUGUAUGUUCCAAAGCCAACUAGAGCAAAAUGGAUUGAAAUAGCUAAUUUAUAACAAUUGUGGAAUUUUCCCAAUUGUAUUGGAGCUUUAGAUGGCAAGCAUAUCAACAUUGAACAACCUGCAUCAGCUGGUAGUUUUUGGUCGUAUAAGAAGAAACAUACUUUUAUACUAAUGGCUAUUGCUAAUGCAAAAAAACGUUUUGUUUGGUACAGUAUAGGAGACUUUGGUUCUCUAAAUGAUGCCAGUGUAUUCUCUGAUACAGAUUUUGCUUCUCAAUUAGCAAAUGACGAGUUAGAUAUUCCUCCAUCAAGGCCACUACCGAACACAGAUAUAGAAAUGCCUUUCAUGUUUAUAGCCGAUGAAAUUUUUGCAUUGAGCAAACAUCUUAUGAAGUCUUUUAGUAAAUCUGGAGAAUUGACAGUAGAAGAAAAGGUUUUUAAUUACAGAUUGAAAAGAGCCAGAUUAUGUAUAGAAUGUGCUUUUGGAAUUAUAGUAAAAAAGUAUCAAAUUUUGCAACAGAAAUUAAAAUUUGAUUUAACAACUAGUCAUUUUAUAGUCGCUGCAAUCAUAUGUUUGCAUAAUUUCCUGAUUACAAGUGCAGAGAACAAUAUGGAUGACGUAAAUGAAGAAGUUGUAGAAGGUAAUAAUCAGAACGAAGAGGAUCAGAAUCUGCGAUUGACACCUGUACAACAAAGACAGCUAUUAACAGCCUAUUUCUCUUCAGAUGCUGGCUCAGUUGAUUGGCAAUUAGACUAUAUUUAAAGUGGUUUAAAUGUUACUAGAAGCUGGUGGUGAUUUGCUGAACAACGAACAAAAGAACAAAAUUAAAAAAAACUUUCAAAUACU
Nasonia vitripennis (jewel wasp) is the source of this 970-nucleotide messenger RNA. RefSeq lists its product as uncharacterized. Lineage: Eukaryota; Metazoa; Arthropoda; Insecta; Hymenoptera; Pteromalidae. Bases 296 to 886 code for a protein of 196 amino acids. The record is from RefSeq and is a predicted model, not a curated record. The transcript is spliced from 2 exons.